AUGAGGCAGAAAACGUUUCCGAAUUCUAAUCCGGCUUUCCUUAACAACCAUGCAACCCUCUGUUCAAUUCAACAUGCCAUGCCAAGCAUACGCUUUCGCAGUCGAGCGGAAUAUUUGGCUAUAAAAACAGAGAUGAACGCUUUCUUUAUACGAGAAAGUCAACAUAGGGAAAUGUUUCUCGGAACAAACAUCGAAUUGAUGAGCAAGAACAAGCAUUCCAACAUCUACAAGACGGAACUUAGACGUUAA
Clunio marinus is the source of this 249-nucleotide messenger RNA. The record is from the annotation of a GenBank genome assembly. Lineage: Eukaryota; Metazoa; Arthropoda; Insecta; Diptera; Chironomidae.